Messenger RNA from Penicillium vulpinum, 633 nucleotides. RefSeq lists its product as uncharacterized. The record is from RefSeq and is a predicted model, not a curated record. The transcript has a single exon. NCBI's taxonomy places the organism in Eukaryota, Fungi, Ascomycota, Eurotiomycetes, Eurotiales, Aspergillaceae. Bases 1 to 633 code for a protein of 210 amino acids.
AUGGUACUGCAGAACCUUGCAACUACUGAUAUUUCCAUCACCGAAGAGACAGCCGCAAUCCACGAAAACUUUCAGAAUCGGCGAGGAUGGAUUCAGAAAGAUCUCUGCAACCUCAAUGUUUUCACAUACUUGAAAAAGGGUUGCAUUCUUGUGCUGCAGAAUAUUGACAACUACGAUCGUGCUAGCAGAAUAGCUCUUUGGAGACUUAUUUGGAGGCUUGAAAGUGCAUCAGACGAGAAGUUGAGGAUUGUGGUGUCGUACAAGCUCGGCUCCAUCGUACGAGAUGAUCUGGUCGGUAUGGAGAGUAUAUGCCAGUCUUUUCCGUCCAACGAAAGGCCUCUCUACGAGCGCAACCUUUCAGAUAGUGACUAUAUUGAGUUCCUUAGAGAGAGCCUCUGCAUCUCCGACAAUGGCAAGCAGAAUAUCUUCGCAAACUUGGAAAGGCUUGUUGGCAUGGGCCAAGGCAACUUGCAUUCAAUAGUCGAACUGCUCAAGUCUCAUACUGGAUGGCCCGGUGAAGAAUCACCGGGUGCUUUGUCCAAAUUUGGCAGCAAUAUAUCACCAACAACCUCUCCCGCAAAAGUACUUGAUUAUAUCCUAAGAUCUGUCGCUAUCCAGCCUGCAAUUUGUUGA